Exophiala dermatitidis NIH/UT8656 is the source of this 1011-nucleotide messenger RNA. RefSeq lists its product as uncharacterized. The record is from RefSeq and is a predicted model, not a curated record. Gene Ontology annotation, molecular function: rRNA binding. Lineage: Eukaryota; Fungi; Ascomycota; Eurotiomycetes; Chaetothyriales; Herpotrichiellaceae. Gene Ontology annotation, cellular component: nucleolus. The transcript has 2 exons. Bases 1 to 1011 code for a protein of 336 amino acids. Gene Ontology annotation, biological process: rRNA processing; ribosomal large subunit assembly.
AUGGCGUCCGCGUACAAAUCUGCUAUGCGCUCCGGCGACUCAUCUGACUCCGAUGAGACAGGCUCCAUAUCAUCGGAUCACAGCAGCAACACCGUCCGAGCCGACUCGCCCAGUGGUGAACGAUCAUCUGAAUCCAAGAGACAGAAUAGCCUGGCACAAUUGCCGAGCGAAGUGCGCAAUCGUGUCCUGAUGCUGACCUCUCGAGGUGUAUCGUACAGACACCGACAUCUGCUUAGCGACCUCCAUUCAUUACUGCCUCAUACCUACAAAGACACGAAACUGGACACCAAGUCAUCCAACAACUACAACUCAGCCCUCAACGGACUGGCCGACCUUCAUUCGUGCAAUUAUGUCUUCUUCCUCGAAGCCCGCAAACAUGGUCAAGAUUUGUAUUUGUGGUUAGCGCGUGCGCCGAACGGGCCCACGAUCAAAUUCAGCGUGACCAAUGUCCAUACGAUGGCCGAGCUCGGGUUUGGGGGUAAUUGCCUGAGGGGUGGAAGAGGCAUUGUAGUGUUUGACAAGAGCUUCGACGAUCAGAUCGCAGGCCAGGAACACCGGUCCCUGCUCCGGGAAAUGCUAAGAGGCGUCUUUUGUGUGCCUCCAAAGGGGGUGCGAGGGAUGAAACCUUUCAUCGACCGUGUCAUUGGCAUUUACGGACUCGAUGGCAAAGUAUGGAUACGUGUCUACGAGAUCCGUGAAUCCGAACCCGACAAAGCCAGCAAAGACCAUUCCAAAAGUGGAGAUGUCUCAUUGGUUGAGAUCGGCCCUCGCUUCGUCCUUACCCCUGUCGUCAUUCUGGAAGGCAGUUUCGGAGGCCCCGUGAUAUACGAGAACAAGCAAUUCGUCAGCCCCAAUCAGCUGCGGAGGGAGACCAGACUACGUCGGGCCACCAGGCAUGCCAGUCGUCAGGGAGGCGCCCAGGAAUUUGCGGUCAAGAAGAAGUCGCUUGCUUUGAGCUCUGGCGCACCAAGAAAACCCGCAAGCCUCGCCAAUGCGGAGCUGUUCGGCUGA